AUGCGCCUUCUGAAAGUUCAUACACUCGCUUUCGAAGAAUUCGCAAAUGAACGCACAACACCCAAAUAUGGAAUUUUGUCGCAUCGAUGGCAAUCUCAAGAAGUAUCAUACCAAGACAUGGUCACCGGGAAUGCGAGGAAGAAGAAAGGGUUUGUCAAAGUCCGAGACUUCUGCAAGCACUGCGCGUUAGACGGCCUCUCUCACGCUUGGAUUGAUACAUGCUGUAUCAAUAAGGACAGUAGCGCUGAACUAUCCGAAGCGAUAAAUUCCAUGUUUCGAUGGUACCAGAACGCAACAAAAUGCUAUGCAUUUCUUUCCGAUGUCAGUUUCGAAAAUAGCUGGCCGUUCAGUGAAAGCGAGUGGUUUAGAAGAGGCUGGACGCUACAGGAACUUAUUGCUCCCAAUCAUAUGGAGUUCUUUGAUACUGAGUGGACAGCGCUAGGCAACAAGAGGCAUUUGGCUGGUGGCAUCUCAGCAAUUACGAAGAUUCCUAGUAACGUGCUGCUUGGUGAAAGUCCCAGAGAAUACUCAAUAGCGCAAAGGAUGUCAUGGGCGGCAAACCGAAUAACGACACGCAUUGAAGACCAGGCAUAUAGCUUGAUGGGGCUCUUUGAUGUGAACAUGCCAAUGUUAUAUGGAGAAGGAGAAAAGGCAUUUAUACGAUUACAGGAAGAGAUCAUCAAGUAUUCCGGGGACCAGACCAUCUUUGCAUGGCCUGGAAUAUUAUCCGAGUACGACAAGGCCGAAAUGUACGACGUAAUCCAUGAACACCGUGGCGGCCUGUUGGCAAAAUCCCCCCUCGCCUUUGCUCUUUGUGGCAAUAUUCGUUCGAUGGAGACGUCCGGAUCACAACGGUCAUUCGCUAUGACCAAUAUGGGUAUUUCAAUUGAGCUACUCUUGCGGCCCUGCUCGAUUGACACAUAUCAAGCAAAGUUAAACUGUGUUGCAGAAAUCAAAUCGCUCGAUGGGCCGACAUCAGAUAUCUCCAUCUAUCUGAGACAGAUUGAGCAAGACGGUCAAUAUGUAAGAGAAGUUGUAAACGGAUCAAGCACACAGUUGUGGGCUAACAGCGAUGCCGAAGAACGAAACGUUCGUGUCAAUGUGAUGCAGAUGCCGUACACGUCUUGGACUCGAAUUUGCCGACCCAACUUGCGAUUUGCUGAUAGUCCUGUCUUUGAGAAUGGCCCGGAUGGCCAGCCUUUGAUGCAGGUACUUAGUUACGACGCGCUUGAUCCUCAAGAACAGUCAAUAUCAUUAUCGCCAGAAUUCUAUGGGACAAUGGCAAUUCUGAGUAUUUUCGUGACACGAAAGCAUUCUCCACCAACUGGUAUCAUUCUCAGAUUGGGCUUUGAUUUUGAGUUCAAUCCACGGUUGUAUAUAGACUUCAAUGCUGAAAGCAAUCUUCGUCUUCCACCCGAUGCACAUGCAAGCAGAGAGUGGAUUUCAUCUCUUCCUUUUAUUCGAGCGAAGCAUGAUGAAAAGCUGUCUCGGUAUGUCGUGACACGGGAGGAAUUCAGUCCGACUCGCACCUGGGCCGCAGUCCGUGGCCACCGAGACAAGGGCUUAUUGGUGUUUCUGGAUAGCCUGAAUACGGUCAUCGACAUUGAGAAGAGAGAUUUGAUGUAUGAGCGCUACUGGACGGUCGAUAUACAGAGAUUGAAGGCAGAAGAGGACUUUUUCCUCACGCAGGUCAACGCCCCCAUUGCACCAACGACACCGCUCAAGCUCAUCGAAAAUUGUCCCAUCUGCCGCAGACCUCUACAGACACCAAUCGGCACGAAUUGUGGUCACAUAUUCUGCCAAACUUGUAUUGAUUGGGCCGAUAUUUCUAUUGUUUCUUCGGAGCUUAUUGACGUGCCACUUGACUACAACGAAUUUCCCACAACCGACAAUCGCCGAAAUGAUAGGCAAGUGCUCUGUCCGUUGUGUGGUACUGAGACCAAUCUCAGCCUUCGUUCAGACCUUCAGCGGACUUUGCAGGUGAAGUAUCUGUGGGACUACAAAAGUAGACUAGACAUUACACCCACAGCAGAGGCUUCGAGUGGACACUCCAAGAAUAAGGUGCCUGUGCUGGUGACCUUGACCUUACUUAUCGGCAACACACACAGAUUAGCACCCCUUUCGCAAUUGUCUGAUAAGUCGGAUCAGAAUAAACACGACUGGACUUUCUUCGUCCGCCCUUCGCGUCAGGAAAUGGUUCAAGAGGUGGUUGUCCAUCUACACAAGUCAUUCCGUGAUCAUAAGAUUGACUUGAGGCACUCCCCUUUUGAGAUCCGACGCUGGGGCUGGGGUACUUUUACGAUCUUCGUUGAAGUGAUCCUCAAACCAGGCUACACGAUUCUGCAUGACGAUGCAACCGAAACCACCGAGAAAGGCCUCAAUAACAGGAUGAUGUUGGAGUGGCCACUAACGUUUGAGGAUGAUGGCGGUCAAGGCAAAUUGCGGGUUAAGGUUCAGAAACAUAGGAGCAUUCUAUCAGAAGCGGACGAGAACCUUAUGGCACAGUUUCGAACGAUAAGAACGCUGCAAAGAAAGGCAUUUCAGAUACGUGCAAGUUCAGGGUUUUCCCAGCCGAACUCGGAUGCUGCGAUGUCAGGCAUCGAAAUAUGA
Molecule: messenger RNA, 2610 nt
Organism: Exophiala bonariae
Lineage: Eukaryota; Fungi; Ascomycota; Eurotiomycetes; Chaetothyriales; Herpotrichiellaceae
Exons: 1
Coding region: 1-2610 (869 amino acids)
Biological process (GO): regulation of DNA-templated transcription
Source: RefSeq, a predicted model, not a curated record